CAUCUGACAUUUUAGAAAGAUGCUGAUUGUUUUGCUUCAGGGGACCAGAGAGGAAGAUGAUGUUGUUAGUGAAGACCUCGUGGAGCAAGAUGCUCAAGACCUGUAUGACGCAGGAGAGGCACAGUGGGGCACAGACGAGGCCAAAUCAAUGCUGCUGGGAAACCGAAGUGUGACCCAUUUGCAGUUGGUAUUUGAUGAAUACGAGAAAAUUGCUGAGAAGUCCAUUGAGGACAGUAUUAAGAGUGAGCUCUCCGGAGACUUUGAAAGACUGAUGUUGGCUGUUGUUCAGUGCAUCAGAAGUAAGCCCAUGUUCUUCGCCAAAUGCCUUUACAAAUCCAUGAAGGGCCUGGGCACAGCUGAUAACACUCUGAUCCGCAUUAUGGUCUCCCGCUCUGAAACUGACAUGCUGGACAUCAGAGAGUGCUUCAGAUUGCGCUAUGAGAAAUCUCUGUACAAUAUGAUUCAGGAUGAUACAUCUGGGGAGUACAAGCGCACCCUGCUGAAACUGUGUGGAGGAGAUGAUGACAUUGCAGGGGAGUUCUUCCCAGAGGCUGCUCAGAUAGCCUACAAGAUGUGGGAAACCAGCAGCAUGACCAAAGUCCAGUUACGAGGAACUGUGCGACCAUAUCAAAAUUUUGACCCUGCAAGUGAUGCUAAAGCUCUGAGAAAAGCAAUGAAGGGAUUUGGAACUGAUGAAGAUACAAUUAUUGACAUUGUGACGCAAAGGAGCAAUGCACAGAGACAGGAGAUCAGACGGAUCUUUAAAUCUCUUUUGGGACGGGAUCUCAUGGCUGACCUAAAAUCAGAACUGUCCAAAAACCUCGAAAGACUCAUCCUGGGUCUCAUGAUGACUCCAGCAGAGUUUGACGCUAAGAUGAUGAAGAAAGCCAUGGAGGGCGCAGGGACUGAUGAACAUUCAUUGAUUGAGAUCCUGGUCACUAGGAGCAACCAGGAGAUUCAGGAGAUGUGUGCCGCCUAUAAGAAUGCCUAUAAAAAAAAGUUUGGAGGAUGCCAUCGCAUCAGAAACGUCUGGGAAAUUCAAACGGAUCCUGAUAUCUUUGGCACAGGGAGCCCGUGAGGAGGGCCCAGCGGGACAUGGCCAGGGCCUUGGAAGAUGCCCAAGAGUUGGCAGAUGCAUGCAAUUCAGAGUCCGAUGACAUGGAGGACAAGUUCAUGAGUAUUCUGUGCACAAGGAGUUUUCCUCACCUGAGGAGAGUGUUCCAGGAAUUUGUGAGGUGCAGCAACAAAGAUAUCGAACAGAUCAUAAAGAAGGAGAUGUCAGGAGACUUUAAAAAUGCCAUGUUUGCUAUUG
This is a messenger RNA of Cyprinus carpio (common carp), 1312 nucleotides long. Its product is annotated as annexin A6-like. The transcript has 16 exons. Gene Ontology annotation, molecular function: cholesterol binding; actin filament binding; phosphatidylserine binding. Gene Ontology annotation, biological process: growth plate cartilage chondrocyte differentiation; plasma membrane repair; mitochondrial calcium ion homeostasis. The record is from RefSeq and is a predicted model, not a curated record. Bases 20 to 1078 code for a protein of 352 amino acids. Gene Ontology annotation, cellular component: focal adhesion; cytoplasm. Lineage: Eukaryota; Metazoa; Chordata; Actinopteri; Cypriniformes; Cyprinidae.